Heterobasidion irregulare TC 32-1 is the source of this 264-nucleotide messenger RNA. RefSeq lists its product as uncharacterized. The annotation marks the transcript as partial. The record is from RefSeq and is a predicted model, not a curated record. Gene Ontology annotation, cellular component: mitochondrion. Gene Ontology annotation, biological process: mitochondrial respiratory chain complex II assembly. NCBI's taxonomy places the organism in Eukaryota, Fungi, Basidiomycota, Agaricomycetes, Russulales, Bondarzewiaceae. The transcript has a single exon.
CUCUCCCGCCCCGGCCCCCCUCCCCUCCCCGCCGCCCAACAACGCGAAUUCGAAGACCUCGUCCGCAAAGCCCAGUCCCCCGCCGCACCCACCUCCCACGCCCCCGACGUCCACCCCGACGCCCCCGCCCCCCUCCGCGCAGAAUUCACCGGCGACGUCAACCCCGCCACCGGCGAGCGCGGCGGCCCCAAGCGCGAGCCCGUCGGCCGCUGGGCCGAGGACGGCGGCGAUUGGAGCUUCAAAGGCCGCGUCUCCGACUUCUGA